AUAGUUUUGGGCUCGAGGUGAAACUCAUGUGCCACCGUCAGAUGUCGUCAUUGUCGUCAGUGAUGGAAGAGAAAAUAAUCCAAAAUGUCUAGCGCUUCGAUAAGUACGGAGCGGAUAGCGCUAAAAAUUUCGGAUCUGGAGGCCCGGCUGAAGGCGGAGAAUGCUGCUAGCGAGCGUGAGGGCCUGGCCGACGGCGUGGAGUCGACGCCCGCGGUCCGGCGGCCGGCGACCAUCAACAGACCGCAGCGACUGUGCGACCCAUCGUCCCCGCUGCCCCCGCGGCACGAGGGCACCCCCACCAGGUCGAGGAAGGAGUUGAUGCUGCCGGGACUACCGGUCUACGUGCAGAACAGGCCGCAGGAGUCGGCCGCCGAGAUCGACGCCAAGAUGAAGGAGAUUAUGCAGCAGAAUGGCAUCCUUAAUAUCCAGGGCAAAAAAUACCAAACAGUGGAGUAUGAACUAGAGCACCUGGGCGACCUGGGCUACGGCACUUGCGGUCACGUAGUGAAAAUGCUGCACAAGCCGAGCGACACGGUGAUCGCGGUGAAACAGAUGCGGCGUUCGGGCAACAAGGAGGAAAACAAGCGCAUCAUCAUGGACAUCGAGGUGGUGCUCAAGUCGCACGACUGUCCCUUCAUUGUGCAGUGCCUCGGCUGCUUCAUCACGGACGCCGACGUGUGGAUCUGCAUGGAACUUAUGGCCACCUGCUUCGACAAACUGCUCAAGCGAAUCAAGCAACCUGUGCCUGAGGACGUGCUUGGCAAGGUCACCGUGGCCACGGUUAAAGCACUGCAUUACCUUAAGGAAAUGCACGGCGUCAUCCAUAGGGAUGUCAAACCGAGCAACAUACUACUUGAUGAGCGUGGAAACGUCAAACUCUGCGACUUUGGCAUCUCAGGCCGCCUAGUCGACUCCAAGGCCAAGACGCGAGGCGCUGGCUGUGCAGCAUAUAUGGCGCCGGAGAGAAUUGACCCGCCGAACCCAACAAACCCAGACUAUGACAUCCGAGCAGACGUUUGGUCACUAGGCAUCACUCUGGUGGAGCUCGCGUCGGGCCACUUCCCCUACACUAACUGUAAAACAGACUUUGAGGUGCUGACAAAGGUGAUAAAUGAAGAUCCGCCGAUGCUACCUGCCGACCAGUCGUUCUCGCCCGAAUUCCACACUUUCGUCUCUAGCUGUUUAACUAAGAACUACCAGAAAAGGCCAAAGUACCGCAAGCUGCUGAAGGAAGCUUUCAUUCUCAAUUACGAGCACAAGGAGGUGGACCUGGCGCAGUGGUACGCGUCCACUUUCGAGCCGAGCGUGACAUCCACCGCGGUACAGACCAAGUCAAGUCCCAGCUACUCGAACGCCAGCACCAACACGGUGUCGUCGCCCACCGCCUGCCUCAGUCCCACCUAUGUCCACGCCAGCACCAACACACCAGUCACCAGCCCCAUCAGAAAGUACACGCCCUCUUCGUCCGGCUCGAGCAUGUCCCAGGCGUCGCCGACCCCGCCGCGGAGGCAGGGCGUGUUCAACCACUCUCAGUUCCACCACCGCAACCUGUCCGACCCUAGGUACCAGGAGCAACCGGUCAGGUACCAGGAGCAGGCUCACAGGUACUACCAGCAGCCGGACCAGCCCAUUUACGGCCGCAGCGAGUCUCGCGCCUUCCCGCACGAGCGGCUACACCCCGAACUGCCGCCCACCAUUCCUCCUCGGAUCUACCCGAUUGAGCAGCGCAAACGGCACCCCUCUGAGCCUCAGACCAACGGCACGCCUCCCCCUGUCUACCACAGGGCGUUCAGCUUCUCACCCCCGCCUCCACCUGCGUCCGCGCACCACCGCCCCCACUCGCCCGACAAGUGGUUCGCGUCGUACCUGCACAUGCAGCUGGGCCGGCGGUCGCCGCUGCUGCAGGCGGCACCGGCGUACGCACGCAGUCCGCCGCCCGUCUACACGGAGCACCUGCUGCAGCGCGAGACGACACUCGUGCUGCCCCCGCCGUCGCCGCCCCCGCGGGCCACCCGCAUCCUCGCCACCAGCGCCGCCGACGAGUCGCCGCGCCUCCGCAGGGGUUUCCUCGACACCACCAGACGCAGCCUCGGCGCUGACGCACGCUACGCCUCUCCCUCGCUUCCCCGAAGGCACGUGUCGCCGGCGCCACCGGAGCCGCCGCCGCGGCGCAUCAACGAGAGCAUGUCGGUGCCAGGGUCACCGCAGCACGGGCGGGCGGCGCCGUUCCGGCUGCGCUACCAGUGCACCCCCGAGCCGCAGCGGCGCACCCUGCCCGGCGGGGCCGGGGGCGGCGGCGCUUCCGACCUGCACGAGCAGCUCUAGCAUGAGGCCCCCGAAGUCCGCUCGCGGCACAGGCGGAUUUCGGGGCUGUCGUGGGGCACGCUGAGUCGCCUCUUCAAGUCCAAGAGUUGAUCUAGUCGAGCCGAAGCUGCACACGUCGAACCAAAGACAUUUUCACUUCCGCGCGCGCGCCAAAGCAGACACUCUCGCCCCCAGAUCACGCUCGUGCAAUAAAAUUUAUUUUCUCACAGAUUGACGCUGUUAAUUCUUGCUGUGCGAUUUUUUCACAAGAGAUUAUUUAUUUUUCGAAAUUUUAUUUUAAUUUUCGAACACUUAAUUAGAUGUUAUGUCACAGUUCGAAGGACAAAAUUGGCAUGAGGUCAAGCAACCUUUAAGAAAUUUACACCAGAAUAUAAGGGUUCUGUGGAACAACUUUGAAAAACCUUGAGACGUCUCAGUAUCUUAUCUCCCCACGGUGCAAUUUCAGAAGUGAAAGGUGUGCUUCGGAUUCCUCUCGCUGAUGUGAGUCCAAUCGAACUAACACCCAACUUGAUGUCCUAGUUCAAGGUCAAAGGUCACUCUUGUUAAUUUAACUAUUUAAUCAAAAUUUUGGAAAUGAGCUCCGUAAUUUGGAUUUUAAAAAAUGUGCUUGAAAGUUGUCCCAUGAAAUGUGUGAAAAUUUCAGAGUUAUUGUUUUAGUUUUCUUGAAAUUCCCUUUUGAAAGUAAAAAACAGCUUUUUUUACAUAUUUGAAUUUUGCAAAUUUUUAACCAUCAGAAUCGAAAAGCCUGCACACCAUCUCGACCUCCCCUAACCAGCUGAUGGGCUCUGGAAUGCUUAGCUUCCACCCCGAAAUUGCUAUAUUUUAACUGCAUUGAAAAAGGUAUAGCAAGCUUUUUGAAAUCGCUGAAUUUUACGUUAUUUUGCAUUUAAUUUUUAUGUGUUGUAAUUUUGAAUUAUUGUAAGGGGUGGCAAUGCAGUGAUUUUUGGAAUAUUUAUACUAUUUGCAAUCCCCAAGGAAGUAUGCCUAGUAGCACAUUGUUGCAUCGGGCUUGGCGAGAGAAAUCCAAAGCACAUAUUGAUUUUUUUUAAUAAUACCGCAGAAAGAUUAAAUACUGAAGUCUUAGAGUGUUAAAAUAAUUUAGUAAAAGUGAAUAUAUAAAAAAAAUUAUUAUGAAAUAAUCUACCAGGAAUGACCGAUUUCUGGAGUAAAUUUCGUAGAGUUUGCUUGACCUCACACGAAUUUUUUCCUCCGACCCGCAACAUUUUUCUUUUCUAAAUUUUGCUACGGGUGCUCCAGUCUUUCAUUUGAAUUUUGAACAGUAGACACGAGUUUCAAUGACUCAGAGAACUUUGACGUUGUCAAACAUUGCAAGUGCCAUUUGAAAACACAAAUACCUCACUCGCGGAACUGCCACAUUAUCGUAAUGUAAUGCUUGAGUAUGUAAAAGUGUAAAAAGUGUCUUCGCUUCGCGUGGAUCCAAUCAAAAGUGGCGCUUGGUGUCUUUUCCGUGCCAUUUUCUCGAUUUUUUUAAAGUGUGACUGCGAACCGAGGAAAUUUUUUGUACGGGAACCGAGGACAGUGAAAUAGAAUAACGCUGCGGUCGAAUCCAGCGUUAAUAGUCUGAUUUGUGAUCACUUGUGUUGAUUUGGACGGACAUAUCUGUGAAGAACGAUACUUUUUUUAAUUCAAUUGUGAUUCGCAAAGUGCGAGGGCUGCUUUCGACGAACAGACUCGCGCACCGACUCUUUUGGUGUCGCACUUUGGAAAUUUAUUUUACUUAUUGUAUUGUGUAACAAUCAAAAGACAUGAGAGUGUUUGUUUUGGCUGCUGCUGCUGAGUCGGGCAACAAGAGCGACGACAACAACAAUUUACUACUCGGAUUGCUCACUGUACAUAACUAUUUAUGACUCAAAAUUAAAGGAAAAAUAUAAUGCGGUCGGACGGAUGGAACCGACAAACGAA
This is a messenger RNA of Cloeon dipterum, 4248 nucleotides long. RefSeq names its product hemipterous (gene hep). Gene Ontology annotation, biological process: protein phosphorylation. The record is from RefSeq and is a predicted model, not a curated record. NCBI's taxonomy places the organism in Eukaryota, Metazoa, Arthropoda, Insecta, Ephemeroptera, Baetidae. The coding region runs from base 85 to 2325 and encodes 746 amino acids. Gene Ontology annotation, molecular function: protein kinase activity; ATP binding. The transcript is spliced from 9 exons.